Molecule: messenger RNA, 1809 nt
Organism: Trifolium pratense (red clover)
Lineage: Eukaryota; Viridiplantae; Streptophyta; Magnoliopsida; Fabales; Fabaceae
Product: endoglucanase 9-like
Exons: 6
Coding region: 82-1539 (485 amino acids)
Biological process (GO): carbohydrate metabolic process
Molecular function (GO): hydrolase activity, hydrolyzing O-glycosyl compounds
Source: RefSeq, a predicted model, not a curated record
CAUUCAAGAAGUCAUAAAGCAAAAAAAAGCACUUUGGUGUUGAUUCUGCAAAAGGGUCACACAAGAUAAUAACCAGUGAGCAUGAUGAAAACUCCUUUGCUUUUCAUGUUACUUAUCACAUGCUUUCUGGUUAUUGACAAUGUUCAAUGCAAACCAAAUUACAGAGAAGCUUUGGCAAAAUCAUUGUUGUUUUUUCAAGGACAAAGGUCAGGAAAACUCCCUCCUGAUCAACAAAUCAAAUGGAGAUCCAAUUCUGGUCUUUCUGAUGGUCGCUUAGCCAAUGUGGAUUUAAGUGGAGGCUACUAUGAUGCAGGAGACAAUGUCAAAUUCAAUUUUCCAAUGGCAUUUACAACAACAAUGCUAUCAUGGAGCACAAUUGAAUAUGGUAAAAGAAUGGGACCACAAAUGAAAGAAGCAAGAGCCGCAAUUCGCCACGCCACAGACUACUUCCUCAAGUGUGCAACAGCAACACCCGGUAGACUCUAUGUCGGAGUUGGAGAUCCAAAUGUUGAUCAUAAAUGUUGGGAAAGACCAGAAGAUAUGGAUACCGCUAGAACUGUUUAUUAUGUUUCUUCAAAGAAUCCAGGUUCUGAUGUUGCUGCUGAAACUGCUGCUGCACUCGCUGCUGCAUCUAUUGUUUUUCGAAAAGUUGAUCCUACUUAUUCUAAGCUUUUGCUGAGAACUUCACAGAAUGUUUAUCAGUUUGCUUUGCAGCAUCAAGGUUCAUACAGUAAUUCACUUGGUUCUGCUGCUUGUCCGUUUUAUUGCUCAUAUUCUGGAUUCAAGGAUGAACUAUUGUGGGGAGCUGCAUGGCUUUUUCGAGCAACAAAUGUGGUUUACUACUACAAUUUAGUGAAGAACUUAGGAGCCGAUGAUCAACCUGAUAUCUUCAGUUGGGAUAACAAAUAUGCUGGUGCACAUGUGCUUCUCUCAAGGAGAGCAUUGUUGAAUGGUGAUAACAACUUUGAUAAUUAUAGGCAAGAAGCUGAUAAUUUCAUGUGCAAGAUAUUGCCUAAUUCACCAUCUUCAACUACACAAUAUACACAAGGGGGACUCAUGUUCAAGCUACCUGCAAGCAAUCUCCAAUAUGUGACAGCUAUAACAUUCUUGUUUACAACCUAUUCAAAGUAUAUGGCAGCUACAAAACACACAUUUAACUGCGGCAACAUCUUAGUCACUCCGAAUACCUUAAGAACCGUAGCGAAAAGACAGGUAGACUACAUUUUAGGUGAAAAUCCACUUAAAAUGUCAUAUAUGGUAGGUUAUGGACAAAACUUUCCAAGGAGAAUUCACCACAGAGGAUCUUCAUUGCCUUCACUAUUAUCUCAUCCACAAACCAUAGGAUGUGAUGGGGGUUUCAACCCAUUUUUCCAUUCAAUGAAUCCUAAUCCUAACAUCUUGGUCGGAGCCAUAGUUGGAGGUCCGAACCAGAAUGACGGAUUUCCAGAUGAUCGCAGCGAUUACAGUCAUUCUGAACCUGCAACUUACAUCAAUGGUGCUAUUGUUGGACCUUUAGCAUACUUUUCUGGAACCAAUUAAUGUUAGAUUUGAACUUGAUAGUAACGUUAAAACAGAACUUUGCUAUCAAGUAUAGAUAUUGUCUCAUCUCUACCCAACAAAGGGAUGUCUACCAACUCAAAAUCAGAUGGUGGACUUUGAAGUGAGAAGUGUUCAUUUUCAGUCUUUGAUACAAAAAGUAUAGCUUUUAGUAAUCUUAAACAUGUUUACUAUGUUUUUCAGUCUACGUGGUGUAUCAUAGUACCCAAAAAAUGUAUGUCGUCAUUUAUUAAAAUGAGACAGUUUCGUCCA